Messenger RNA from Anolis sagrei ordinatus, 3520 nucleotides. RefSeq names its product VPS18 core subunit of CORVET and HOPS complexes (gene VPS18). Gene Ontology annotation, biological process: intracellular protein transport; endosome to lysosome transport; endosome organization. The record is from RefSeq and is a predicted model, not a curated record. NCBI's taxonomy places the organism in Eukaryota, Metazoa, Chordata, Lepidosauria, Squamata, Anolidae. Gene Ontology annotation, cellular component: HOPS complex; endosome. Gene Ontology annotation, molecular function: protein-macromolecule adaptor activity.
UGCUUCGCCCGGGCGCUGCUCUCUUGGUGGGAGUUGUCUGCGCGCUGAGUCCGGCCUCUUCGGGGGGUUGUGGAGGGAAGGCAAAGCCGAGGGAGGCCUUGCAAAGCCGGCGGGGCAGGCCUGGUGGCUGGAGGAAAGGCGGGAGCUCUACUAGGAGAAGCCCAGCCAUGGCUUCCAUAUUGGACCAGUAUGUGGACUCGCUUUCCCACUCGGCCUCCUCGCCGCAGAGCCGCGCCAGCCUUGGAAUCCCGCACUCCGGUUACGUGAACGCUCGCAUGGAAAAGGAGACACCCAUUUUCAACAAACAGAGGAUUGAUUUCACCCCUCCUGAGAAGAUUAACAGCCUGGUUGUCUCCUCCAACCAACUGUGUAUGAGUCUUGGGAAAGACAUACUUUUUAGACUUGACUUGGCCAAGGCAGAUGAGCCCAACCAGGUAGAGCUUGGACGGAAAGAUGAAGCCAAAGUUCAUAAGCUAUUUUUAGACCACACAGGUUCUCACCUUAUUAUUGCCCUGAAUACCAGCGAAUGCCUCUAUUUGAGCCGAAGUGCUCAGAAGGUGCGCAUCCUGUCCCGCUGGAAAGGUCAUUUGAUUGAAAGUAUCGGCUGGAACAAGUUCUUUGGCACGGAGAUGAACACAGGCCCCAUUUUGGUUGGGACCUCCCAAGGCCAUAUUUACGAGGCUGAAAUUUCAGUCAGUGAAGGCAGUCUCUUUGGCACUAAUCCUGACCAAUACUUCCGCCUCAUUUAUAACCUGGAGGAGGAAGCGGGACCUGCCCCUGUCUGUUGCCUUGAGAUUGAACGGGGCAUUGAUGGGAAAUGUUUCAUCAUUGCCACCACUCGUAAAAGGCUUUUCCAGUUUGUUGGCAAGAUCCCAGAAGGAUCAGAGCAGCAGGCCUUUGGUGCCAUAUUUGGCAUGCCCGCAGAUCACUUGCCUGGCUUCCGAGAGUUUCCAGCCAGUCUUGGCUACAGUGAAAUAGCCUUCUAUACUCCAAAGCUUCGUUCCUCUCCUAGUGCUUUUGCUUGGAUGAUGGGAAAUGGUGUCCUGUAUGGAUCACUGGACUAUGGACGUCUUGACUCUAUUCUGAGUGAUGAGCAGGUCUGGGAAUAUCCUUCUGAUGUGGAUGCAGUAGCCAAUAAGCCUAUCUCCAUAGUGCUCACUCAGUUCCACUUUCUGCUGCUGUUUCCUGACCAUGUGAAGGCCGUCUGCACUCUGAAUGGACAGGUUGUCUUCCAGGACAUGUUCUUGGAAAAGUUUGGCUCUCUGAAGCGUAUGAUCAAAGAUCCCUCAUUUGGGCAGAUCUGGAUUCACACUGAAAAAGUGGUGUUUCGGUACAAUGUCCAGCGAGAGUCCCGCGAUGUGUGGAAGAUGUAUAUGAAUGUGAAUAAGUUUGACCUGGCAAAAGAGUAUUGCAAGGAUCGCCCUGAGUGCCUAGAUACUGUGUUGGCAAAGGAGGCAGAAUACUGUUUCCAGAACAGGAGAUACCUGGACAGUGCAAAAUGUUAUGCGUUGACCCAGAAUUACUUUGAGGAGAUUGCCCUUAAGUUUAUUGAAGCCCAGCAAGAAGAGGCAUUGAUGGAAUUCCUAAUUAAAAAACUAGCUAAUCUCAAGCAGUCAGAAAAAACUCAGACUACCUUGCUGACCACUUGGCUAACAGAGCUGUACCUAAAUCGCCUGGGCAUGCUAGAAGGAGAUGCCUCCAAACGGGACCUCUAUGAGAAGACUCGCGACAAGUUCCGCAGCUUCUUGAGCAGCCCCAAAAACAAAGAAUGCCUGUUUAACAACCGAGCAACCAUUCAUGAGCUGUUGGCAAGCCACGGGGACACAGAACAUAUGGUGUACUUUGCUGUCAUAAUGCAGGACUACGAGCGGGUGAUAGCCCACUACUGUCAGCAUGAGAAUUACAACGAAGCACUCGAAGUCCUCUCCAAAAUCAAGGAUGAGAAUCUCUUCUACAAGUUUUCUCCUGUUUUGAUUCACCACAUCCCCAAGAAGGUUGUAGAUGCUUGGAUUGAAAUGGGCAAGAAACUGGAUGCGAAGAACCUCAUCCCUGCCCUGGUCAAUUACAGUCAGAGUGGGAGCACACAGCAGGUCAACGAAGCCAUUCGCUACAUGGAGUUCUGUGUGAGCGAGCUGAAGGAAACUCAGCAAGCCAUUCACAAUUAUCUGUUGUCACUCUAUGCUUUGUGUCGCCCUGACUCGCUGUUAUCAUACCUGGAACAAGCUGGAACAUAUGCCGACAACAUCCACUACGACCUGAAAUAUGCACUUCGUCUCUGUGCAGAACAUGGCCACCACCGUGCCUGUGUCCAUGUGUACAAAGUUAUGGAGAUGUAUGAGGAAGCUGUGGAUCUAGCUUUGCAGGUUGAUGUUGAUAUGGCAAAGUCCUGCGCAGACCUCCCUGAUGAGGAUGAAGAGCUGAGAAAGAAGCUCUGGCUGAAGAUUGCACGACAUGUGGUCCAGGAAGAGAAGGAUGUCAAGAAGGCUAUGGCCUGCCUUUCUAGCUGUGAACUGCUAAAGAUUGAAGACGUCCUGCCUUUCUUCCCAGACUUUGUCACCAUUGAUCACUUCAAGGAAGCUAUCUGCAACUCUCUUGAAGCCUACAACAAGCACAUAGAAGAACUGAAGACGGAGAUGGAGGAAGCAACCCAGAGCGCCAAGAGGAUCAGGGAGGACAUUCAGGAGAUGCGGAACAAAUAUGGCUCCGUGGAACCCCAGGAGAAAUGUGCAGCCUGUGACUUUCCACUUCUAAACCGUCCCUUUUAUCUCUUUCUCUGUGGCCACAUGUUCCAUUAUGAUUGCCUUCUCCAGGUAGUUUAUCCAAAUUUGCCUGCCUAUAAGCAGGUUAAGUUGGAGGACCUUCAAAAGAAGCUUUCAGCUACAAGCCAACCAUCCAAACCCCACCAUCGUCCUAAGGAUACAGAUGCGAUUGGUCAAGGAAAGGGCCAGCCGAGUCGGGAACAGAUGAAAGCUGACAUCGAUGAUAUUGUGGCUGCUGAAUGUGUUUACUGUGGGGAACUAAUGAUCCGGUCAAUUGACAAGCCUUUCAUUGAUCCGCAGAGGUAUGAGGAAGAGAUGCAGAGCUGGUUGUAGGGUCAACAGGUUUCUGACUGAACAGGAGUGUCAAAAGGUCUCACAUAAGAGUGGGCAGCUGACUUCCAAGUAUUUGAAACUUGGAUUCUCCAGAGGUUUGCAGCAGUAUUACACAAGUCUCAUUCUCUGAGUCAGCUCUGUGGAAUGCUUGUUAUGCAAAGCACUCCAGCUGCUGGAUUUGUGGAGAUGCUUCCUCUAUAUAAAUGUCGAAUGGACUUUUCGCUUAUUGAAUGAGAACUAAAAAUGAUGGCUAGUGUUAACAUCUGGGUAAUUCCCCUGUUUCUGUGAAGAACUAGGCAAUGGUGGAAAUGUCCCAUUGUAUUACACACACAAAAGAGAUUCAAAUGUGAAGUUUCUCUUUGUUGUAAGUGAAUAAAAGUGCACAAAUUCUUAAAAGCAAGUAAAUGUGCACAAACCCUUUUUCAGAA